AUGCAGAAGUGUGUGGGUAUCAAGAACUAUGCGGGAUCCGUGGUUGCCGUUGAUGCCAUGUGCUGGAUCCAUCGAGGAAUGAUUUCGUCCGCGGUUGCCAAUGUGACGGGAGAGCCGUGUGAUAAAUACCUCAAGUUUAUAAUAUCGAUUCUGUCUGUUCUUCUGUCUCACAACAUCACUCCUAUCAUGGUCUUCGACGGCUAUGAGAUGCCUUCCAAGGAACGUGAGAACCAGAGCCGUCGCAUACGCAGGGACAAGGCCCGCGAAGAGGCUCUUGCAAUGAUAAAGAAGAACCGUGGGACCAUAAAUACUGAGAUUAUGAGGAGGUGCAUGCAAGCCAUUUCCAUAACUCCAGAGAUAAUCGCCAGGGUCAUGGCCAUCUGCCGUGAGAUGAACGUGCGUGUUGUAGUAGCGCCGUACGAGGCUGAUGCUCAAGUUGCAUACCUCUGUCGGGCAGGCAUAGCCCACUGCGCUAUUUCUGAGGACUCGGAUCUGCUGGCGUAUGGCUGCCCUCGCGUGUGGUACAAACUUGAGCGUGACGGCAAGGCCGAUGAGGUGAACCUGGGGUUCAGCAGUGACCCUGAUGUCAAGUGUACCAAGGGUAUGCUAAAGGGCCUAAGUCAUCGCAUGUUCAUCGCCAUGUGCGUUCUCAGCGGAUCUGAUUACGACGAUGGCUGCCACAUCAACGGCAUGGGCAUAAAGCUGGCCCACCGUUUCAUCUUGCAAUACGGCAACAUUCCUGCCGUUUUGGCUGAGCUCGAGGAAAAUGCUUCUUGGGCCAAGAAGUUGCCUGCUCACGUGACCCGACAGCAGUUGGAGGCGCACUACUUGAACGUGUCACAAAUUUUUCUGCACAACGUGGUGUACGACAUCCGCUGCGACAAAUUGACCCACGUCACUCCGAUUUCGCAGGGCGAAUCCAAUAUGGACAUAAUCGUCGACAUCACCCACCGCUUGCGUGAUAAGGAGGCAAACUUCCGGGCCGUCUCCGCGGGCCACGUUAAUCCGCGCAACGGCGAGCCACUGCAGUACACUGUGACUGACAAGGACCGUGAAUUGCUCGAUGGGAUGCGUUUUGCUGACCUUGAGUUUUUGUCCUCCAUCCCAUCCCCAGAUGCAUCAGAUGCCACUACCGACGCGUUGCUGCAAGAGUUUGAUUCCGCAUCUCCUAAGGUACACCGCGUUGUGACAGUUACGGAGGCGCCCCAGGAAGCCGCGGCGGGUGCAGCUGCAGUUACCGUGACCACGAUGAUGGUGCCCACUGGUAGUGGCGAUUUAGUCGAGCGGCUUACUGGCAGGUUGCAUACCAACGAAUCGAAUGCCUCCGUCUCCACUUGCGACGAGUUUGAUGAGGUUACUAGCUCGCAGAAGUGUAAGCUACGUGCUUUGAUCGACUCAUCGGAGCGGGUGGUGACUGUUCGUCCCAAGCGUAGGAUGUCCGCGCGGUUAAACAAGUGA
Babesia ovata is the source of this 1458-nucleotide messenger RNA. RefSeq names its product XPG N-terminal domain-containing protein. The coding region runs from base 1 to 1458 and encodes 485 amino acids. Lineage: Eukaryota; Apicomplexa; Aconoidasida; Piroplasmida; Babesiidae. Gene Ontology annotation, molecular function: 5'-flap endonuclease activity; metal ion binding. The record is from RefSeq and is a predicted model, not a curated record. The transcript is spliced from 2 exons.